CUUCUUAUCAGCGCAGCGGAUGACGCAGCUGUAGUCGGCAGUUAAAGGGCUUUCAAAUGUUAAACAGUAACAGGACUGUCGAUGCUCACGCUCUUCUCAGCUCAGUUCACCGACCUUGGGUCAUUUUCAGGACUGAGGCGGUGAGAGAGUGCUCUCUUUCUACCAUUCAUUGAAAACAGGAAGAGGAAGUAAAGCAAGUACACGAGUGCAUUCACAAGGUCAUCAUAGCCUGACAUGCCUGUGUUUCCACCGCUGCUAUGGAGCACAUAACUGCUAGUGAGGAACCGUCCGCCGCACUGAUGUACCACGUGGAACGUCCCAUAUUCAAUGAAGGCUAUAUUGACUCAGAGCUUCUGCAUAGGAAGAAGAGGACACCCAAGUCCUUUCAACGGAGAAUAGCUGAGCAUCUCCGCUGUUCUUCUGAGAAAGCCAAAUCUGUUGUAUUUGGUUUCCUGCCCAUUUUAACAUGGCUGCCAUCAUAUCCACUAAAGGAAUACUUGUUUGGAGACAUAGUUUCUGGCAUCAGCACAGGUGUAAUGCAGCUACCUCAAGGUCUUGCAUAUGCGAUGUUGGCAGCUGUUCCUCCAGUGUUUGGUUUAUAUUCAUCGUUUUAUCCCGUACUAUUAUACACAUUCCUUGGUACCUCCAAACAUAUAUCAAUAGGUACUUUCGCAGUAAUCAGUUUGAUGAUUGGCGGCGUUGCUGUAAGGGAGGCCCCGGACUCCAUGUUUGCAGUCAACGGGACCAACGCGUCACAGGUUGUGGAUUUUGAGGCUCGUGAUGCCAGAAGAGUGGAGGUGGUUGUAGCUCUGACAACCCUAGUAGGAAUCAUUCAGUUUGUUCUGGGUCUGCUGAGAUUUGGCUUCCUGGCGAUUUACCUCACUGAGCCGCUGGUGCGAGGUUUCACCACAGCUGCUGCUGUGCACGUCUCUGUGUCACAGAUCAAGUACCUGCUGGGAGUGCACACUGCUCGCUUCAAUGGGCCUCUCUCUGUAGUGCAUAGUCUUGAUGCUGUCUUCAGGAACAUUGCAAGUACUAAUGUUGUCACGCUAAUUAUUGGACUGGUGUGUAUGGUGUUCCUGUACUUCAUCAAAGAUCUCAAUGAACGCUUCAAAAAGAAGCUACCUAUCCCCAUCCCUGGAGAAAUCAUAGUGGUAAUUGUGUCCACUGGAAUCUCGUAUGGGAUGGUUAUGUCUGAAAACUAUGGAGUAGAAGUUGUGGGCAAAAUUCCCACAGGGUUGCUGCCACCCAAGAUUCCAGACUUCUCGGUCUUUCCUAACCUCUUCCCAGAUGCCUUUGCUAUAGCUGUUGUUGGCUUCUCGAUUGCAAUAUCAUUAGCCAAAACCUUUGCUCUUAAGCAUGGCUACAGUGUGGAUGGAAAUCAGGUGAUAAAGGAGUUUGCAACAGUCGAUGUGAAAGUUGUGCUUGCUGGAUGUAGCAGCGUCACUCGUGAGGUGGUGGCUGGGCCGAAGAAGCAGAUGGAUCAUGUGUAUACCAAUGGCCAGAUGAAUGAGAGCAACACUGAGUCUGAAUCUGAGGAUGACUUCUUUCUCCAGCGUCUAACCCCCAUUCACACCAUCAUACUGGACUUUACUCCUGUUAACUUUAUUGACUCUGUAGGAGCCAAAACCAUUAAAUCAGUGAUAAAGGAGUUUGCAACAGUCGAUGUGAAAGUUGUGCUUGCUGGAUGUAGCAGGACUCUGCUCUCUGAUCUCAGGACACUAAAAUUCUUCUGUGAGCCCGUGACCCCUGACCUCAUUUUCCCCACCAUUCAUGACGCAGUGUUGCAUUGUAAGCGCUCGAGGGACGUCCCCGUCUGCCCUGAUGUCCAGUGAACACACAAACCAAACAGAGGGGCAGAAUAUGGAUUGAGUCGUGCUGAAACGAGCACAAGUACUGUUACUUAUGAAUUACUUUAGUGAUGGAUAUCACGUUAGGAUGUCAUGAUAACAAGGAGAGUUUUAGCAGUGAGCAGGCCAAAAAGUUUUAGAUGGAAACACUUUAUUUAAUGUGAAUAUACCAGCAAAUGUUGACCUUAAUCUGAUUGGUGCUGUUGUUUUAUUGCACUAGACAUAAUCGCAAGCUCCACUGCAAUUUGUUACUGACGACUAUAAGACACUCUGUACCUUCAGUUCUUUUAAGUGCAAUUAGUGUAGAUGGAUUCUUAACCAGUGUUUAUUUUUUAGCACUGGUUUAAAUCUUUAUAUUGACAUUCCAGUAAGCUUAUUUUUAUGAUAGAAAUUAAGUUUUACAAUUGUACACCAUGUUCUA
Messenger RNA from Sinocyclocheilus grahami, 2271 nucleotides. RefSeq names its product prestin-like. Gene Ontology annotation, biological process: sulfate transmembrane transport. Gene Ontology annotation, molecular function: secondary active sulfate transmembrane transporter activity. Lineage: Eukaryota; Metazoa; Chordata; Actinopteri; Cypriniformes; Cyprinidae. Gene Ontology annotation, cellular component: membrane. Bases 258 to 1835 code for a protein of 525 amino acids. The transcript is spliced from 13 exons. The record is from RefSeq and is a predicted model, not a curated record.